GUCCCCUGCUGAUAUGACGAUCGCUGCUGCUGGGUCACACCAUGCUCAAGAGGCAGAAUCCCAGCACUCCAGAACGCAGCAGGGAUCUCGCAGCCGAUGGAGGAGCUCUGUCCAUGUCUCACAAUGACUCACGCUCUUUUUUCAACUUAUCUCAGCUGGUGCUCUCUGCUGGCCAAAUCAAACCAUCACCAGCGCUCAAACAUUCAAAAAUCACGUACUUUGAAGUAGAGAUUGUUGAUGUGCAAAGCAAGAAGCAGAUCUGCAUUGUGGACAAGGUACCUCCAGCAUCUACCAUUCUUGAUGUGAAACACAAAUUUCACAAAGCAUGUCCCCAGUGGUACCCAUCCCGUGUUGGCCUGCAACUAGAACGCAAUGGGCCCUUUUUGAAGGAUUCCACCAGCAUCCAAAGCCUUGCUGUCUCCUCCAUUGUCACACUGUAUUUUACAGACCUGGGUCAGCAGGUUGGUUGGACCACAUUUUUUCUAACAGAAUACACCGGGCCUCUCCUCAUAUAUUUGCUCUUUUACAUUCGCCUCUCGACUAUUUAUGAUCAAGUGGAAAGCAGGAAGAAUUUCCGCCACCCAGUGGUUCACUUGGCCUGCUUCUGUCACUGUUUACACUACAUCAGACAUCUUCUGGAGACAUUAUUUGUUCACAAGUUUUCGGAAGGGCACACUCCUCUGAAAAAUAUGAUAAAGGGCUGUGCCUUUUACUGGGGAUUCACAUCCUGGAUCGCAUACUACAUCAACCACCCGCGGUACACGCCACCAUCAUUUGGCCACAAACAAGUUUCUUAUGCUGCUCUUGCUUUUCUGAUGUGUGAAGCUGGAAAUCACUUUAUCAACGUAGCUUUAGCUCACCAAACCAAUUCAGGAAAUAGGACCUGUUUUCCAAGUCCAACCUACAACCCCUUCACGUGGCUCUUCCUGCUGGUGUCCUGUCCCAACUAUACAUACGAGGCUGGGUCUUGGAUUAGUUUCACAGUGAUGACACAAACUCUGCCAGUUGGCAUCUUUGCUUUCCUGAUGGUCAUCCAGAUGUCUCUGUGGGCCCAGAAGAAACACAAGCUGUAUCUGAAGAGAUUUUAUCCAGAAGUGAGGAGAAAAGCAGCUAUGAUUCCCAUCAUCUUCUGA
Messenger RNA from Sturnus vulgaris (Common starling), 1133 nucleotides. RefSeq names its product trans-2,3-enoyl-CoA reductase like (gene TECRL). The record is from RefSeq and is a predicted model, not a curated record. Gene Ontology annotation, biological process: very long-chain fatty acid biosynthetic process. Gene Ontology annotation, molecular function: oxidoreductase activity, acting on the CH-CH group of donors. NCBI's taxonomy places the organism in Eukaryota, Metazoa, Chordata, Aves, Passeriformes, Sturnidae.